Molecule: messenger RNA, 2513 nt
Organism: Doryrhamphus excisus (bluestripe pipefish)
Lineage: Eukaryota; Metazoa; Chordata; Actinopteri; Syngnathiformes; Syngnathidae
Gene: rnf141
Product: ring finger protein 141
Biological process (GO): protein autoubiquitination
Molecular function (GO): ubiquitin-protein transferase activity
Source: RefSeq, a predicted model, not a curated record
CACGAGUUCUGACGCCAUAACAGCGCGACAAUAUGUUGUCAACAUAAACGAAAACAGACGCUAGCUCGGCAGUGGCGACGUAUGCUUGAAAACCCUUCAUGGUUAAUAUUUGGAAGUGAAUGAGGUCCAACCCUCUGGUGCUGUUGUGUUAGCACCGUUGCUGCUGGGAUGGGCCAGCAGAUCUCAGGUCAGGCGGUGAUGACCCGUCUCCCUGAGAAGCUGGUGAAACAUGCCGGGCUGGUACGGGACAGCAGCUAUCUCACCUAUGAGGAGUUUCUGGCCAGAGUGGCUGAACUGAAUGAUGUGACUGCAAAGCUAGCUGCUGGGCAACAGAAGCAUCUGCUGUUUGAGGUCCAGCCAGGAUCUGAUGCCACUGCCUUGUGGAAGGUGGUUGUCAGGGUCGUUUGUACUAAGAUCAACAAAGAUACUGGCAUGGUGGAAGCGUCGCGCAUCAUGAACCUGUACCAGUUCAUCCACCUGUACCACGACAUCACCAGUCAGGCCGCUGGGGUGUUGUCUGCAGAGGGCGCCACUGAGGCCUCCACUGCUCAGCUUCCUACUACCGACUCCUGUCAGGCCAGCAUGUGGAUGGGCAGAGUGAAGGAGUUGACCGAUGAAGAGGAAUGCUGCAUCUGUAUGGACGGGAAAGCCGACCUCAUCCUGCCCUGUGCUCACAGUUUCUGUCAGAAGUGCAUUGAUAAAUGGAGCGGGCAGAGUCGAAACUGCCCCAUGUGUCGCCUGCAAGUGACUGCCGCCAACGACUCGUGGGUGAUGUCCGACUUCCCCACCGAGAACGAUAUGGCGGGAUACAUCCUGAACCUGGCAGACGAGGCGGGCCACCCUCACCAACCGUAACGCACGAGAGAGGGCACCACCUGCACCAAGUAUUCCUUAUGAAAAAAAAUGUCACUUUCACUGGAGAAAAUAUUUGACAUUUGCACAUUCACUCUCUCUGGUUUCCGAUGUGAUGUAGACGUGGUGCACCAUGGGAAACGUCUGUGUUUGUAAUAAGUCCUGUUGCACGCACUGUACAAAGCAACACAACAUUAUUGGUGUAUUGGGCAGCAAAUACAGGGCACAGUUCAAAAUAGUAUGACAUUUAAUUCUGGUGAGCAUUCAUUCAACUUGAAACCAAGUUCUACCACGCUUGGAGUCUGAUUGUUUUGGCAUAAGAACAACAGUCACAGAACAGAUUGUGUUCACAUGGAGUGGAGGAUGCACAGUGGGAUACUUUGUUUGUCUACAACCAAAGCUGUGAUAAGAAGAACAGAGCUGGAUUUUUAGGCAACCAUUAUAUUUACUCCUAAAAAUGCCUUUUGGUUUUUAGUCAGAACAAAGGAAGCUCUUACUUGAUUAGCUUCAUUAUCAUGAGUUUAUGAUAGGAUAGGACCUUGUGACAUUUAUUAUGAAGGUCAUGACAUACUGUGGCCUACUCCUUCAGUUACAUCUACUUUACUUACAGUAUAUUCCAGUUUCAUUCAUAUGAUCUGCUAUUGACGUACUGUAUUUGAGACUUUGCUGAGAUUUAGGAGAGACUAGUAACUAUAAUAUGCUCAAAUCUUAUUUGCUGUUUCCAUUUUAGGUGACAUGCGAUAAAGAAUACAUUUUUGUAUGGUUUAAUUUUGCUGUUGCAAUUUCAAUUACACAUUAACAUGCAUGUUAACAAGUAUAUGAACAAGUUUAAAUUGUUUCUAUAAAAGUAAUUUAACUUAAAUAUAUUUUGUGUGGAUUUAAUGUAUAUAUUAUAUAUAUUUUUAAUGAUUAUUUUAUUUGACCCAGAUAAUUUUUUUAAAUCAAUGUUGACCAAUAACACUUGACUGUACUUUUCUUGUGGUUUGCACUACAACAAAUGACAAAUGAUAUCCAUAUGAAAGUAUUUAUUUGCUGUAAUAGUUUAACAGUAGCCGGACAGCACAGAUUAGAAAUAUAAAAGGAGGUAUAUUUGUCAUUUAACAAAUUAAUUAUUCCCUUUUCACUACAGAUGUAGCUUUUAAAGGGGACCUAUUAUGCUAUUUGCUUUUUUUAAUAAAUGUAGUUAGAAUGUAUGCCAAAGUUUCAGAUAAUGAGGUUUACGCAUUUGUGAGCCCUGAAAGAAGUUUGGGGUGGCUCAAAACGCUCAAAAGGCGUGGUAAAACUGCCCUCUUCGUGAUGUCACAGAGGGGUGGAAUUCCUUAUUUGUUUCAUAUUUAGGAAGCACUUUGGGCGUGCAACCAAUCACAGCAGAGUGGGCAUGCCCGGAGGCGGGUCGUGGGUGGAAUUGUGUGUAGCUGCUCUAUAGGAGACCACAACUCAAUACAAAGGAUUGAAAAAUGAGCAUAAUAGGUCCACUUUAAUACUGCCUGCAGGCAAGUAUAACACACCGUUUCAACCAUCGGGUGGCAGCAUUUGCCUGAUACUGUACUGUACAUUCACAUUAAUCCUAAUUUGCUUUUAAUGUGUGAUGACAUAAUUAUCUCUUUAUUUUCACCAAUAAAGACCCUUUCUUUGCACCUAAAGACUUUGAGGCAGUGUUU